GUUAGUGUGCAUUACCACAGUAUAUAUCUCUGUUAUCGUUUGUACAAAAAAUUUUUUGAACGAACGUGCGAAACGGUUGACAAUCGCGCAUUGACUUUUUCGUGUGAUAUGCGAAAGGAAGAUACAGUGAAAAAUCGCUAACAAUUGAAAAAUCAAAUAUACUUUUUUUUAAGUAAAUGGAAAUCGUGCAAUUGAUUUCAAAUGAUUUGGAUUUAAGAAAGAGAUAGAGUGAGACAGAGUGAGCGAGUGAAAGGCAUAGAAAGAGAAAGAAAGACAAAAAAUUAAAUUUCCAAAUAAAUAAAAUUUAAAAAUCCGACAAAUUCAUUCGCUGAGAAAAAAAAAACAAAUUAUGAUCAAAAGAUAUCAUAGAUACUGCUACUGUAUUUGUUACAAUUCGCAAAUGCAAUUGAAAAUCGUUCUUUGCUUGCGGUCAAAAUAGAUAAUUUUGAAUGCGUAUUACAAACUGACAUUUCGUGGUCAUUAAAACACUGGGCUUGCUUGCUGUUUCAUUGGUUCAUUAUCUCUUGCAUCACUUUUCAUUCUUUCUUUUGAUCUCAUUUCAAUACAAACGCACACAUAACCACCUGACCCAUGGUUAGCAAAAUUGUGUGCAUUUUCACGUAUAAUGAAAAUAAAUGAAUUAGAUGCAUAAUUCAUGUUGAUAAAUUUAUCGGCCCGACCGCAAAAUAUUUACAAUAUUAUGUGCAAAAGAGCAAAUGUGAAUCAGAAACCAAAUACAUAUGUGUGUUUUUAUGUGUGCAAAAAACAAUCAAGUGUUUGUCAAAGAAAAAAUCUAUGAACACUGGUGUUAAAUCUGUUAAAAUAGUAAAAUGCAUCAGAGUUGAGGUCAUGCAUGAAUGUCAAGCCUCAAAUUGGCAGUGCUCAAAUUGCUAAUUUAAAAUAUUAAACUUUAAAAUUACUGACUCACACCAUCUGUUCAAUCUAAUAAUUUAAACGAAAAUGUCAUCAAAUACAAUAAUUAUUACAAAUUCGUGAAUAAGCCGUUUGAGUGGAGGACAGUGUGAGACCGGGAAUUCGUUUGAAACAAAACAAUAAUAAAAAAAAAUCAACAAACAUCGAAUGCGCAUUUUUAUUGAACCAAUAAUUGUGAAACGAUCUGAAAGUUUUAAUUGAAGCGUUAAAAAAGACAUUCCACCCGUAUAAUUAUCCCAACCCUUUAACUAAAUUAUACACCAAUUAAAAUCUCGCAUCGGCUUUUGUCCGCGCAAUCAUUGAUUUUUCGUUUAAAACGAAGAAGAAGAAAAGAAGUAGAACAUUAUAUUGAACAAUUGAAGUCUUUCAAAAGAUAAAGUGCAAAAUUAACACUUUCACUUGCCAAAGGUUGAAAGAGGCGGGUACGGUAGUGAAAUUGUGUGAUUUUCAAUCAGAAUUAUCAAUAUUAUCGUGUAUUUGUGAGCAAAGACAAAUAAAUAUACCCCGCAAUCAUGUACGGAUUCGUGAACUAUGCUCUUGAGCUACUUGUGCUCAAGCAUUUCGGAUUAGAUGUAUGGGAGAAAAUCAAGAAAAAGGCCGAUCUUAGCAUGGAAGGACAGUUUCUAAUCAGACAAAUUUACGACGAUGAAAUUACGUAUAAUUUGAUUGGAGCAGCUGUGGAAAUUUUAAAUAUUCCAGCUGAUGAUAUUCUGGAGUUGUUUGGUAAAACAUUUUUUGAAUUUUGCCAGGAUUCGGGAUACGAUAAAAUCCUACAAGUGCUCGGUGCCACUCCACGUGAUUUUUUACAGAACUUAGAUGCCUUACACGAUCACUUGGGUACAUUGUAUCCAGGAAUGCGAGCGCCAUCAUUUCGUUGCACUGAAGAGAGUGAUGGUUCCUUAAUUUUACAUUACUAUUCCGAACGACCUGGAUUAGAACACAUUGUGAUAGGUAUCGUUAAGUCGGUUGCGUCAAAGUUACAUGGUGUCGAAGUCGAAAUCAAAGUGGUCAAACGAAAAGGCGAACCGCUAAAUGAUGAUGAAUCAACGAAUUUUGCCGAAGUAAGCACAACAACAACAACGCUACAUGCCACAACGUCGACGAACGACAACACAGCCGUAUGUCCCCAUCAACAUCAACAACAAAAAUCUAACGAUUCACACAAAACAAAUGGAAAACUAUUAAAUAAUUUAGCUACAUGCGAAAGUUGCUGUACAAAAUCUAGUAGUAACACAAAUUUGAGCUGUAAAGAACCAAAACAUACGUCUAGAUACGGACCAUUCGGACCUUUUGUGAAAUGUAUAAAUAAUUUAGAAUCGAAAUAUUUAGGUGAAAAAUUAGCGCGUCAUGGAAGUCUCGAAAGUUUGGAGCGUCCAAAAUGCGAGGGAAUUAUUGUGCCGCCAAAGCCGCGAAAAAAGGAGGUCGAACUAUCUGAUCACAUUCAAUUUUUGAUAACGGAAAAGUCAGCGCCGCAAACAUCAAGUUCGGUUGAAGUAUCACGUGAAGCAAUCGACGAAGGUGAUGUAAUUUCUGAAGAGGGCUUAAUAUCGACCGAAACAUUCUGUAGAAUAUUUCCGUUUCAUAUGAUGUUUGAUAGACAUAUGCAAAUAGUUCAAGUUGGAAAAUCCGUUUCGAGAAUCAUUCCAAGGCUUACUGAAACAAACUGUCUACUAAAUGAUGUAUUGGAAGCUGUCCGGCCACACGUAAACCUCACUUUUGAUAAUAUUUUAGCACAUAUCAACACGAUUUAUGUACUAAAAACGAAAACCGGUGCGUUAGCUGGACAAGGUUAUUUACGACUCAAGGGUCAAAUGCUUUACAUAGCCGAAACGGAUCUGAUAUUAUUCCAAUGUUAUCCGAGCGUUAUGAACUUAGACGACCUAACAAAGAAAGGAUUGUAUAUAUCUGAUGUUCCAAUACAUGAUGCGACACGUGAUUUAGUUUUGUUGUCUGAACAAUUCGAAGCCGGAUAUAAAUUAACGAGAAAUUUAGAAGUGCUCACUGACAAAUUACAGCAAACGUAUCGUGAGCUGGAAAGUGAAAAGCAAAAAACCGAUAGGCUGCUCUAUUCCGUGCUACCAAUCACCGUUGCAAAUGAGCUCCGGCAUCAGAGACCGGUCGCACCAAAACGGUAUGACACGGUAACGUUGCUGUUUUCUGGUAUCGUUGGUUUUGCACAGUAUUGUGCAGCAAAUACAGACGCAGAGGGUGCCAUGAAAAUUGUGAAAAUGUUAAAUGAACUGUACACAAUAUUCGAUGCAUUGUGUGACACAAAACGUAUACCAAACAUCUACAAAGUCGAAACUGUUGGCGAUAAGUACAUGGCGGUGUCCGGACUACCAGAAGCAUGCGAAAAUCAUGCCAAAUGGAUUGCAAAACUGGCCUUAGAUAUGAUGGACAUGGCUAAAUAUGUUCAAAUGGGUGCCGAACCGGUGAAAAUCACGAUUGGCAUACAUUCGGGAGAAGUUGUGACAGGUGUUAUUGGAAAUCGAAUGCCACGAUAUUGUCUAUUUGGGAAUACAGUGAAUUUGACAAGUCGAACGGAAACAACUGGCGCACCCGGUCGAAUUAAUGUGAGCGAGGACACGUACAAAUUAUUGUGCAAUAGUGACAAAUUUGAUGAGCCGUUUGACUUUGAAUAUCGCGGUUUGGUGACGAUGAAAGGUAAAGCGGAGCCCAUGAAAUGCUGGUUCUUGAAUCGUUCGAAAAGCGACUACGCCAAUAUACCACAUCCUGAGGAUCUUUUAAGAUAAUCAAAAUGAAGCAGUGCUUUACGGUGCCGUAAUUUGCAACGCGUGUACUCUAUUGUGUAAAGUUAGAGCGAGUAGAUUGAAUGUACGAAUAGAGGAGAAUGACAACAAUUUAGCGAUUGAACAAACAAACGAACGAAGACAUACAUUGUUUGUUAUAUACUAUAGUAAUAACUAUAUGGCAGCAUACAACACAGAUACAUUUUCAUCAUCUCCACGUUUUUAUUCACAUUCUAUUCACCGCAUUGCCGUACGCAACAUGUGUGUUUGUGUUUGUGUGUGUGUGUGUGUUCGUGUGUGUAGACAUUAUUGUUACUUUAAGCAUAUUUCAUUCUGUUGUUUUUUUUUAUCUUUCGCGUCUCCAAAUCAACUCUUCCGCCCACAAAAGCCUAAAACGCGGAUGGAGAAACUUUUUUGAAUGUAUAUGUGUGUGUAUACCAAUCUACUACUACAUAAAAUAUAUGUUAUGAAGAUAUAGUCAAUUUUCUUUCGUAAAUGUGCGUGCCCAUUUAAAUUACUUCCAAACAUAAAUUGAAAGCUUUAAACAAAAUAAAUUAUUUCUUCACACUAUACGUGAGCGGAAAAUAUAUAUAUAAAAAUAAUCAUAAAAAUGAAAUGAGACGUUGUAAAUAAUUGAGAUAAAUCAAAAAAAAAUCUCUCUGAAAGUAAAUGGCGCAAAAGAAACAUGCAAAUCAGAGAUGUGAACAGCAAAUGCGAUUUAUCUCGCGAAUGAGACAACCGUUGCGUGUUUGCGUUUCCACCAAUCUGAAUGGAUACCAAAAAAAAAGAAAUGAAAAUGGUAAAAAUGCUUGGUACACCUUUCAAACAUGUCACAUGCGUUCUGAGAAAAUGUGCGCGCUCUUCUCUCAUAACAUUUCGUUUUCAUAAUAUUCACAUUCCUUUCGCUUCUAUUAUGUGUGCGUGUGUCUCUCUGUGUGUGUUUUGGUUUUCAUUUAAAAAUGAUUUUUUUUGGUUUCAUUACAUCAUUAAUCGCCUCAUUUUCACCAUAAAUUUGGCAUUUUGCUGGUUCACAUAAUAAGUCGAACACAAUUAUCACCGUCAACAAACCAUACACAUAAUCCUUACACAUUCAAUCCAUACAUAUAUAUCACAAUGAAUAGAAACAAACAAAAAAAAAGGGUGUGUAUGCACACGAAAACUUUACGACAAGUGCAACACAGACAACAAACAUGCUUUAUAACCUAUUCUAUCAACGAACAUGGUGAAAAGUGCCAACUUUUUAUAAUAAUAAAAACUAUGCGAUCAGUCUUCUACCAUUUAACGUGCAUACACACAUCAACAGCAGCAAUAUUUUACACGUAAGCAAAUAAUCCUAAAAAUAAAAUUAAUUAUGAUAGCAUAGUAAUUAAAUGAAAAAUAAACAAUGCAAAUUACACUAUUAUUGCAAUAUAAAUAUACAUAAAAUGUAAGUGGGUGAAAAUGAAGCAGGCAGAAAGAAACAUGAUGCCGAUUAUCGAAUAUGAAACAACCAAGUUAAACAUUAGCUCAGUAGCAAAUGGCCACAAAAAAAAUAUCUCCCCAGCCACAUUUUUCGUUAAUUGAAAGAGGAUACUUUUGAGGAAAUUAUCAUUUUUGGGAAGCGACAGAUGAUUCUAGUUCCAUAUCUGUUUGCCAUACUUCAAUGUAUGCGUAGGUGAAUUCAUGAUCUCAAUCUCUCGCUUUCGUCAAGAUUCCAACUGAGCAUUCUGUCGUGGAAUGUUUGCAUUAAAUAAUUUGCAUACAUAUGAAGUGUUAUCUUUUUUUUUGUUGAGGAACAAAAGAGAGAAUCUCCAUAGGGAGGUUGUAAGCCCGGAUGGCUCCCCCAUUAAAAAAAAAGAAUUCGCGGUUUACUUAACCCAAAGAAACAAUAAAAAUGAAAUUAAUCACCUUUUUGUUUGUCAUUUUUUUUUGUAAUUUUUGGACUCCCCUUCAUGAUUUCUGAUUGUGCCCAUGUAUGCUUGACACUUACACACACAAAUGGAAUUGCAAGAAUGCACUUGAAAUUAUGUGAAUGGAAAAUGUGAGAGAGUGAAAAAUGCAAUGCAAAUGUUCCAUUUCGUUCCCUUUUCACAGUACAAACAUGUGCGCGUCGACAAAAUUUUAUAUUAUAAAAGUUGUGUCUGUGCACUUCUAUCAAACGCCUCUUAUUGUUAUUCGUUCUAUUUCUACUCACGGAAAUGGAAAGUUCGUUUCGUCUCUGUUCGACAAGAGGAGAAAAAAAACAGAUCCCAUAUUAUCUUCGUAUAAACAUCACUUUUAAGUAAAAUAUAUGAACAUAAAUGCAAAAUAUAAGCUAUGAUGCAAACAUUUAGCCCUCUAAUAUGAAAUAAUGGCAUCAUUUUCAUUGUGUAUUUUAUUCAGCAUAUGGCAGUGGCCAAAGAAUGUGAACGAAAAAGUGACACAGCUAGUGAGCAACAACAAUAAAAUUCAUUGUGCCCAAAAUGAUUUUCGGCUUUUCACUGAAACUCUUAGAUGUGCAUCUAGUACUUUCAGCUUUAGCUCAGUGCUUAGUUGGUAUUUGCGUACAUAAGCCAGUAUGUAGGAGCUAUAAUCAUAUUUAAACUAUGCAAGGAAGCUCAUUGGUAUUGGUCCAACAUGAGCCAAUAUAUUAAAUAUUCAAUUUCAAAGGAAAAUUCCUCAAUUUAAGUGGAUUUAAUAAAUACACAAAUUACAACGAUCGCAUUCUUGGCAAAAAGAAUGAAGAACUAAGUGCUUUGAAUACGAUAUAGUUGAUUCGAUUCAAUCGUGACGCAAAGUCACUUUCCCAUAUUCUACAUGGUUCGUUUUUUUGUUAGUUUUCGUUUGGCAGUGAACGAACACAUCAUAUAUGUAUGAAGAGAUGAUAAUAUCUCAUACGCAUCAUCAUUUACUGUUCUCACAUUGCUAUAAUAGAUGGGAACAAUAAUAAUAAUCAACGAGCGAAAACGUGAACACUUCAUUUGUCAGUCGUACGUCCGCCACACAAUGCUUGUUGCAUGAAAAAAUGUACACAAUUCACAUAUUGCACAUUAUUUGCUUUUUUUGUGUGUUUGAAUUAGAUUACAAAAGGUCAAACUACUGAACAUUUUGCACUAUUCACAAUUCAUAUUUCACAAAUGGAAAAAAAGUGAAAAUAUUUAUGUUUGCCGAGAGCAAGUGUGGGACAACACUGAAAUACCAAUAAUAUCUCACAGCAAUUGUCAGCAUAUUCGAAUUUAAUUUGAUCACAAACUAGCCAUUUCAUUUAUUAAAUGAUAUAAAGUGAUUGGAAUGACUAACGCCUGUGGGCCAGUGUAAUUGCGUAAUAGAAAAUCUGAUGGGAAAAUAUUAUGCGUUUUUUUUUCUUCUCGUCCAUACGUGCUUUUUCCCAUUUCUCCCACAUGGUAUCGAUAAUAGUAAUUAUUUUUCAUUUGCAAUUGAGCACGCAACAUAUUUGAACUGUAAAUGAACCAGUUAUAAAAGCUUGCACUCAUCAAUCUCCAAUUAAAUAACAAUAGUUUGCGUAUUAUUCGGGGUUGUUGGUAAUAAGUUAAGGGAUAAAUAUUUAAAUAUAACAAAUGAGCAUGCAGAGAAAUAAAAAAAAAUGCACGAAAGCGAAAUGGAUGCAUCAUGGUUAUUAAAGCACAGUGCGAAUGGGUGAUUGCAAGUUUUUUGGUGUUCACGCUUAUUUACACAUUAAAAUUAAUUUGAAAUUAAUUAAUCCAAUGAGCGUUUAUGGGAGAGAUAGAUAAAGAGAGAGAGAGAGAGAGAAAGAGAGAGAAAAAGAGGGAGGGGAGGAAGAAGGCAUAAAAACACAGCUAUAGAAAUGAUGCAAUAAGUUGCAUAGGUAUUUCUCAACCGAAUGCUAAAAUUCAGACCGAUUUAAAUAAUUCAGAGACACGUGACUUAACCGAACAAAACUUAGCAAAUGGAAUAGAAUAAAUGUGCUUGCAAAACUUUUUGUGCAUACAAAAUCAGUUGGAGAUACUAUAAAUAUGAGCGAGAAAUAGAGAGAGAAAUGGCAAAAAAAAGGAUGAGGAUGCAUGAGAGUGUUGAUUUAAAUUCUCGAGUUGAGACGAAAUAAAUUUGUCUCCCGGCUCAAUUAAUUUAUUCGGUUUAUAAAUUAUUAAUUUCAAAUGAUAAUUUAUGAAGAGUUUUUUUUUUAGAUGAAAAUCCGCCAAAACAGAGACAUACAAACAAAAAGUUUAUAGAAAAUAAGAGAAGAAGUGAGAGAGAACAAUGAAAAUAAAAUUACGAUAGAAACAGAGUAUCGCAUUGUGUAACAAGUUAAAUAAUAAUAACAAUUAAUAAUUCAUUCAUACAACGAUGCUAAAAUUUGGUGAGAUUUAUGGCAAUAUUUUUUUUGCGUCUCAAUAUUACACCCUUGUGUGUAUAGGGGAGUUGGGGGGUGGAAUCGGGUUGGCUCGCUUUCCAGGCAUAUAUCUCAAAUGUCAAGAUCGAAUGGGUGGACGGUACGGUAUCAUUUGGGGUUACAUCUUUCUGAGAUACACCCAAAUUUUUUGAUUUUAUAUUUUGGAUUUUUAGUUGGCCAACAUGCUUCUUCAUGCCUUUGGCAUAUUUUUAAUGUAUUUAAAUGGAAAUUAUUCAUAUUCACAAGAAAGCACUCGACUUUAGCUACAAAAAAAUUGCAUACCCAACAAAAUAUUUGAUGUGAAAAAGUUUGAAUUCUGUAAAUGCAAAAAAAAAACCAAUUUCAAAGAGCGGAAUACACAAUUGUCGUUCAGCGAUGGUUUGAAAACGCCAUGGAGUAUAAAAAGACCCAACUAAUAAGAUAUGACACUUGAAUAUAAGUUUUGCUGUUCAUGAAAAAUCGCAAUGGCUCCGAUUCGCUCUCACUUCCCCUAUUCACAGCUGAAUUAGAGAGAGUGAGAGUCAGAGAGAAAAAGAAACAGAAAUGGAAGGUAGAAUAAAGUUUUGGUUCAAAUUUUCAGUUUAAUGCUGUCGGCAAAUUGCUAGUAACGUGUUCAUAUCACAGUAUAUAUAAAUAAAAAAAUCAUUCACUUACAAUAGAUACACAGUUAUGUGCAGAAUGGAAGAGUUUUUUGCUUACACAAAUAGAGAGUGCAUAUAUUACUCCAUAGAAACCAUUGCAAAUGGAGAAGUAUACCACAUAAAAACGAAGAGAGAACAAGAAAGGCACAUUAUUAUCAUUAAAAGUCAUAAAUGUUUUAUUCGAAAAUUUCCCGGAAUGCGCACAUUGAUUGGAGUAUAAAGUAAAAGUACAUGAAAACAAGCGAAAAAACCAAAAAAAAAAAGAGAAUAAGAUAACAAAAAAACGCGUACCGUUAUAUUUGCGCAUAAGAUAGGGCUUAAUAUUUACUAUAAAUUUAAAGAUAAAGAUUAUUCGCAUAAGUAAGUAGCUUUAAAUUGUUUGAAUUUAAAUGUAAACGCUUGUUCCAGCAAAGAGUAGUGUAAUCAACCAAAUGCUAUAUCCAUCGAUUGUGUAAUCGACAAUCGUUUCUCGUACGUAUUUACAGAAAAGAAAAGAAAAAAGCACUAAACAAACAAAUAGAAUACGCAUGUCAUGUAUGCGGUAACAAUGUAACUAGAGCACAGCCACAAACUGAAGUGUAAAUACUUUAGAUAAAAAAAAGAUCAUUAAGAAAUUUUUUGAUGAAAGUGAAGUUUAAAUUUCAUUCACAUUGAUCUCACAAAGUUGAACUGCUCACAACCAGUUAUCUGAAUAUCCGCUGAUAGUUUCAUACGCUGGAUGCAACAUCAGUCCAAAAGUCAUCAGUGAGCUCGGCUGCUGAGCAUCAGCAUCUAAGAAUAUCAGUGGCUAUUCAGAUAGCUGAUAUACUGCUCUGGCAUACACUUUGUUUUCAUUAAAAUUUAUAUCCAGUAGGCAGUGUUGAAUAAAUGAUAAAAAUGUGUUAAUUAUUAAUUUUACAAAAAAAGAGUUAGACCGUUUGUUGCUAUUCUGACGAAGUCAAUAUAACGGCAAUACUCUUCGACACACUUUCAAAAAUUAAAUAUGCAUCGUUUGUUCAUGUAACAGAUAGAUAAAAAUAUUCAUUCUUUCAAGAGAAAGAGGGAAGAAAUGUUUCUUUUUCACCAAAAUUUGAUGAAUUAUGAUGUUAGUGUUGUUUCUAUCUGGUCACUAUCCUUCCAUAGCAUGGAAGCCAUAUCGAAACUGUUAUAAGCUGAUUCGAUAAGUUCAACAUAAACCGAAUUUGUAAUUUUUAAAAGAUUUAACUUAUUGAAUUUGAAUCCAUGCGUUCACAACCAUUUAUAUUCAAUGAUGAAAUAAAAUAGGGAUGUCUGUUAAAUGACCAAGCCCACAUCAUUCAACCCCAGAAAUGUAGCGUGAAAUAAAAUUAAAUUUUAAACUAAAUAAAAGGAAAACAAAAAAAAAUGCAUAAUCCGAAUAAGUAAUAAAACACGACUAUUUACUAUAAUAAUAUGAUUAAAAGAAGAAAUAAUAAUUAUUUAUAACUAAAAAGAAAAAAAAAUUAGAAAGAAAGAAAAAACUUUUCGGUUUUAGCACAAACACAAUGUCUUCGAUUCAAUGCCUAUUUAUAAAUUAAAAAGAAAUGUUCUUGUUUGAGAGUUUAUGUAAGCGACAGAAAAAGAAGAAGAAUACGAAGGGAUUUUCAUUUCUGUUUUGAUUAAACGUUGUUAUGAAGUUCAAAAUUCUUUUAAAUGUGAAUUGUAUUUUAUGUUAUGUUUAGUCAAUAGUUUAUGAGUGUGAUUUGCUUCACGAAAUACUGGAAUGUUCAUUUUCAAUCCAAUUGAAUACACAAAACACCGAACGUAAUGCUGAAAUGUAAACGAGAGCAAGAGCGACAAACGUUAUAUGAUUUUAAGUUUAGAUAAAUUGCACAAAAGUAGUGUGCAAUACACCUGUAAAUGCAAUCGGAUGUAGUUUUGCUUGAUAUUUUCUCUAUUUAUUUUUGAAACAAAACAAACAACCAAAAUACAUAUACACACAUCACUGAUUACUGAAUAAUUUAACGGACGAACGCUGCGCUGAAAACAAACCAUUACACAUUAAAACAUUUAAUGAAAAUGAAAACAACAACACAAAAAAUAACAAACACAUUGCAAACCACUAACCUGUAUUAUAUAUAUAUAUUUAUUUAAAUCAAAUAAAAAUCUUCUAAAUACUUGUAGAAACUAGAAAACAACAAUAAAACUGAACUAAUUCUUAUCUUUAUGCAACCGCCA
Contarinia nasturtii (swede midge) is the source of this 10829-nucleotide messenger RNA. It is a transcript of the gene Gycbeta100B, whose product is annotated as guanylate cyclase soluble subunit beta-1. The coding region runs from base 1446 to 3686 and encodes 746 amino acids. Gene Ontology annotation, biological process: cGMP biosynthetic process; response to oxygen levels. The record is from RefSeq and is a predicted model, not a curated record. Lineage: Eukaryota; Metazoa; Arthropoda; Insecta; Diptera; Cecidomyiidae. Gene Ontology annotation, cellular component: guanylate cyclase complex, soluble. The transcript is spliced from 16 exons. Gene Ontology annotation, molecular function: heme binding; guanylate cyclase activity.